AAAAAGAAACGGGAUUGAGGAACCUCUCCAGCCACAGACUGCUUUCAAGUGGUCUACCCACAGAAAAUCUACAGUUAUGAAGAACAGAGGUGGGGUGUUUCUUACCCUGUUUAUCUCAGGACUGUAUUCUCUGACCUCAAGCAUCACCCCUCAGUAUCACUUUGUGAAUGAUAAGAAGAACUGGACAGAGGCACAGAGGUACUGCCGGGAGCAAUACUGGGAUCUGCCAUCCAUCUACAGCAUAGAGGACAUGGAGAGCCUGACUGAAGCCGUGCACAGUGGCUUUGACGGCAGGGCCUGGAUAGGACUAGAAAGGGGAAUCUUGCAGACGUGGCACUGGUCUUUCACAGACAAAGAUUUCUACAGGCAUGGGGAGUUUGAGUUUCGCAACUGGAAAAACGGGGAGCUGAGCAACGGCGAUAGCAAAGAUAGCUGUGCAGCCAUGCAUCCCAACGGGAGAAAGAAAGACUUUAUUUUGCACAAGGAUGACAAGACCUGGAGGGAAGCUCAGACCUUCUGCAGGGAGAAUCACAGUGACCUGGUCAGUGUGCGGAACCAGUCGGAGAACCAGAAGAUACAGAGUGUCCUGCAGUCUCAGAGCGCGUGGAUCGGUCUGUUCAGUGAUCCCUGGAGGUGGUCAGACUGUGGGAACUCCUCAUUCCGCUUCUGGAACUCAAAACAGCCAAACAAUUUCAGAGGGAAUCAGCACUGUGUGGCAGCCGUGCUGUCAAAAUCUGGGAGAUGGAACGAUCUGAAAUGCAGCAGCAGUCGUCCUUUCUUCUGCCAAAGUGAUUACCUCAUCCUGAUCCAUGAGAACAAGACCUGGAAGGAGGCCCUGAGCUACUGCAGAGAGCACCAUGUCAGCCUGGUGUCCGUCACCAAUGCAGUGACCCAGAGCUGGGUGGCGAAGAAGGCUGAGAAUGCCUCCACCACCCAUGUGUGGCUGGGCCUGCGCUUCACUUGCACUUUCAAUUUCUGGUUCUGGAUCACGUCUGAGCCCGGCUGCUACCAGAACUGGGCAGAUGGGCAUGGGCCAGGUGGGUUAGGAGUGUGUGGACACACAGGUGCGAUAGAAUCAGGAGGGGCGCAUCAGUGGGUCAGCUUGCCAGAGACUGAGAGGCUCAAUUUCAUCUGCUACACUUGUGGUGGUCGGAGACAUUAAUAUAGUUGGCCCACCAGCUUUUGCGCCUGAAUGGACUGGACUUUAUUCAGUAGGAGCAACAACAUC
Megalops cyprinoides (Indo-Pacific tarpon) is the source of this 1228-nucleotide messenger RNA. RefSeq names its product C-type mannose receptor 2-like. The transcript is spliced from 6 exons. The coding region runs from base 77 to 1162 and encodes 361 amino acids. NCBI's taxonomy places the organism in Eukaryota, Metazoa, Chordata, Actinopteri, Elopiformes, Megalopidae. The record is from RefSeq and is a predicted model, not a curated record.